AUGCUACUCAUCACCAGCAAUCCCUAUGACUAUGCCUUCAUCUCCCAAGGAGAGACUGCUGUAACUCCGAUCAAUGAUGCAGAUGAGCUAAUGGCUACUGAUGAUGCCUUUAAUGUGUUUGGAUUUGCCCAAGAAGAGAUUAAUGGCAUUUAUAAGCUGACUGGUGCCAUCAUGCACUACGGCAACAUGAAGUUCAAGAAUAAACAGCGGGAGGAGCAAGCAGAGGCAGAUGGCACUGAGGAUCUUGACAAAGCUGCAUAUCUGAUGGGUCUGAACUCUGCUGACCUAGUCAAGGGUCAUCCUUACGCAAAUGAAAUCUGA
Oncorhynchus tshawytscha (Chinook salmon) is the source of this 321-nucleotide messenger RNA. Its product is annotated as myosin-7-like. The coding region runs from base 1 to 321 and encodes 106 amino acids. The record is from RefSeq and is a predicted model, not a curated record. The transcript has 4 exons. Gene Ontology annotation, molecular function: cytoskeletal motor activity; ATP binding. Lineage: Eukaryota; Metazoa; Chordata; Actinopteri; Salmoniformes; Salmonidae. Gene Ontology annotation, cellular component: myosin complex.